AUGUGGACUCAAUUAACAGAAGGCCAUAGUAAGUUAUACGGGGAAUCAGAACCAGAAAAACUAAAUGUAAGUCAGUAUGUUAAGGAGAAAGUGUAUGAUUUAGCGGAAGAAAUCUAUAUUCAGUACAAAAUUGAACUUGAAACAAAUAUAGAAUCAUUUAUAGCCAAGGAGGAAAAGGAGAAACAAAUUCCUAAAGCUACUGGGCAGAAUUCAAAACCGUUCCAGAUAAAAUUGCCUAAAAUAGUGAUUCCUGUAUUUGAUGGUAAAUACAAAGAGUGGCGACAGGUGUGA
Arctia plantaginis is the source of this 291-nucleotide messenger RNA. The record is from the annotation of a GenBank genome assembly. NCBI's taxonomy places the organism in Eukaryota, Metazoa, Arthropoda, Insecta, Lepidoptera, Erebidae.